UCAUCCCGUUAUAUCUCUCCUCUCCUUCACGUUACCACCCAGCAAACUCCUUCCUCACUCCAUAACCAUGGAAGCUCUUUCUCUCUCCUCUGCAAAGUUCGCUCUCAACUCUACUCACCUUCGCCCUCAAUACUUCCGCUUUCUUUCUCUCUCCUCACCCCCACUCUAUUACAGAUUAAAAUCCCCUCCUUCAAUUUCCAGAAUUUCCCCAAAUUUCCCCUCUUUCUCUCUCAUCAAAUGUUGCAGCUCCUUCACUGCAAAACCCUCGUCGGAGCUCCGAAAACUUAAACAAGUAAAUUCAACUGGUGAUGCGAAGCUUCGAGAAUUGCGGGAGCAAUUCACUAAACCUGGCGUUGGUAUCGAUGCUUAUAUCAUCCCUUCUCAAGACGCUCACCAGAGUGAAUUUAUUGCUGAGUGUUUUAUGCGAAGAGCCUACAUUUCUGGGUUUACUGGGAGUGCUGGCACUGCUGUUGUCACAAAAGAUAAAGCAGCAUUGUGGACAGAUGGGCGGUAUUUUCUGCAGGCUGAAAAGCAACUGAGCUCUGAUUGGAUACUCAUGCGCGCCGGUAAUAUGGGUGUUCCCACUAUGUCUGAGUGGCUUGAUGAUGUGCUUACACCUGGCUCCAGAGUUGGCAUUGAUCCUUUCCUCUUUUCCUUUGAUGCUGCUGAAGAACUCAGAGAUGAUAUCUCAAAGAAAAACCAUGAGUUAGUUCUUCUGUCCAAGACCAAUCUUGUAGAUGAAAUUUGGAAGGAAUCAAGGCCAAAACCUCCAAGCAAACCUGUGAGGUUGCAUGAGUUGAAGUAUGCUGGAGUAGAUGUGUCUUGGAAGUUAUCUUGGUUGAGAUCCCAGCUUGCAAAUGAUGAUUGCUCCGCUAUAGUGAUUACCAGGCUUGAUGAAAUUGCAUGGUUGCUCAAUUUGAGAGGAAGUGAUAUUCCUAAUUCUCCUGUUUUGUAUGCAUACUUGGUUGUGGAGACUGAUCAGGCCAAGCUAUUCAUUGAUGAAUCUAAAAUCACAUCAGAAGUGAUGGACUACUUGCAGAAUGCUGGUGUAGAGUUAAGACCUUAUGAUUCAAUCUUGAAGGCAGUUGAGAAUUUGGCAGUUGAUGGGGCUCACCUUUUGAUCGACACAGCAACUGUUAAUGCUGCUAUUGUCAACACUUUUAAGCUGGCUGCUAAAAACUUUGACAAAAAGGAGCGUAAGUCUAAGUUAUAUGGUAGCUCAAAUGGUGGAUUUGAAAGAGCAACUGCUGUGCAUAGGAGUUCCCCUAUUUCCAUUGCUAAGGCAUUGAAAAAUGACGCUGAAGUAGAAGGAAUGCGCAAUUCUCAUUUAAGGGAUGCAGCUGCACUAGCACAAUUCUGGUCUUGGCUGGAAACUGAAAUUCACAAAGGUGCGACAUUGACAGAGGUGGAAGUGGCAGACAAACUCCUUGAGUUUCGUUCCAAGCAAGAUGGUUUUGUCGAUACAAGCUUCGAUACUAUAAGUGGUUCGGGUCCAAAUGGUGCAAUCAUACAUUACAAACCAGAACCAGAAUGUUGCAGCAUUGUGGAUCCUGAAAAACUUUUCUUGCUCGACAGUGGAGCACAAUAUAUUGAUGGUACAACUGACAUAACAAGGACAGUGCAUUUUCGUGAGCCUACCCCUCGAGAAAAAGAAUGCUUCACCCGUGUUUUGCAGGGCCAUAUAGCUCUUGAUCAGGCUGUAUUCCCUGAAAAUACACCUGGCUUUGUAUUGGAUGCCUUUGCGCGGUCAUCUCUUUGGAAAGCUGGUCUUGAUUAUCGCCAUGGGACAGGCCAUGGUGUAGGAGCUGCACUAAAUGUUCAUGAAGGCCCUCAAAGUAUUAGUUUUCGAUUUGGAAAUUUGACACCCUUGCAGAAAGGCAUGAUUGUUAGCAAUGAACCUGGGUAUUAUGAAGAUCAUGCAUUUGGCAUUCGCAUUGAGAACCUCCUUUUUGUGAAAGAAAUUGCUACACCAAACCGCUUUGGAGGUGUCGGGUAUCUUGGAUUUGAGAAGCUUACCUUUGCUCCUAUUCAGAGUAAAUUGAUUGAUUUGUCUUUGUUUUCUGCUGCGGAAGUCGAUUGGCUUGAUGAUUAUCAUGAACAAGUUUGGCAAAAGGUGUCCCCUUUGCUAGAUGGUUCAGCCCGUCAAUGGCUGUGGGAAAAUACAAGACCUCUUAUCAAACACAGUUAGCUUAUUGCGACGCUUUGUUCUCGUGGCACAUACAGUACUAUACAGUAUACACUGGUUUGUACAUAAUGCUUGAUGGGUACAACAUGAUCUGCGCUUUGGCUCACAGAAAUACUGUAAUUUGUACAGAUGCUGCACUAAUUAUUUGUGACUAUUUGUGAUGAGAUUUAUGUUUUAUUGAUGUAUUUUAGUUACUAA
Messenger RNA from Beta vulgaris subsp. vulgaris (sugar beet), 2383 nucleotides. Its product is annotated as aminopeptidase P2. The transcript has 13 exons. The coding region runs from base 68 to 2188 and encodes 706 amino acids. Lineage: Eukaryota; Viridiplantae; Streptophyta; Magnoliopsida; Caryophyllales; Amaranthaceae. Gene Ontology annotation, molecular function: metalloaminopeptidase activity. The record is from RefSeq and is a predicted model, not a curated record.